AUGGACACAACUUCAACAAAUACCCCCAGCACUGAAUCAGCAGAUGAAGAUCCUUUGGACGCUUACAUGGCAGAAAUUUCACAAAAAGCUAGAGCUGGAGCUGAGAACAAGAAAGCCCGUGUUGUUGUGAUUGGAGCUGUUUCUAAAAGUGCCCCGAAUAAGGGAGAUAUUGUCGAACCUGAAGAUGAAAAGGAACAAGCACAAGAUGAACUCGAUGUUGAACAAACUGCAUCAAGUUUACUAGUAAAAGGAAGAAUGUUGGCACAAACGGAUCACACAAAAGUGUAUUAUAGGCCUUUUCGGAAGGAGGUUUAA
Messenger RNA from Meloidogyne enterolobii, 315 nucleotides. The record is from the annotation of a GenBank genome assembly. Lineage: Eukaryota; Metazoa; Nematoda; Chromadorea; Rhabditida; Meloidogynidae.